AUGAGAACGGCCGGGUCCUUGGCGAUAGUGCAAGAGACGGAGAAAGAUGACCUUGAGCGAGACGAUGGCAGAGGCGUAAAUUUGAGAGCUUUGGAGGGCGAUCUCAAAUGGGUCAACUGGGAAGAGGAAGACGAUGACGAAGGAGCUGAAGAAACGGAGGUUCUGAAUGUAGCAACGGUGCCUGAGGCUGCCAUUACUGAAUCUCUCUUGGAUUUCGAUAAAGAACCAAGAUGGAUACUAAAAGGGUUUCAAGAAGCCAACCAGACAGUUUAUCGAGUCUACCAGAUAUUUCAAGGUCAUGUCAUUGAAAGUUUUGAGAUUCAUCUCUCCAAUCCAGUGGAAUUCGUGGCAGAUAUUGAGUACCUGAUCAACUUUGCAGUCUCUAGACGAAUGAAGAAGUUAGUUCUUGAUUUUUCCAUCCCUUCUUUGAGAACCACUCUUGAUGCAUUGUUGCAUGGAGUUGUUUUUGAAUUGCCAGCAAGUUUUUACGGUCUAAAAACCCUAGAGUCAUUGUGUAUUUCGGCGUGCGGGUUUGACCCCUCCAGAUUCACAAACCCAGAACUACUACGAAGUCUCUCUAUCAGUUGGUUAAGUCUCAGACAAGUCGAAUCUUUGCUAUCUAAGUGUCCUUUGCUCGAGAGUCUAAGUAUCAAACACUGUUGGGACCUUGAUAUCAUGAUGAUAGCCGGGAAGAUAAGAGAAUUGGUCUUCGUGAACUGCGACUCCCCUCUGAAGUCUUGUUCUUUUGACUUGCCUAAUAUAGAGAUCUUCAAGUACACCGGAUAUAUGAUAUGCCUUCAUUUCAUGAGUGUGAAUACGAUGAUGAAAGAAGUAUACUUGGAUUUUGAUGAAGAGAGAGAACUUGAUACAGACCCAUUUGCAAUCUUCUUACACAAAGCAGGAGGAAAAUUUGUUUCUCGUCUUCUUAACGCUUGUCGAUUUGCUAAGACCUUAACCGUUUGUCCGUAUCUCCUUCAGGUGAUUCAAGAAUGUGACAUUCCAGCUUUUUUGCUUCGUGAUGUGGAUGUACGAUAUUUGGUGCUGAGAACAAAGAUGCAGCCUAAAGAGUUUAUGGGCAUUCGGCUCCUUCUCGAUAAUUGCCCCGACUUGGAGACACUUACUAUCGACCAUGUACAUCCAACGCCAAGCGCCUCGCCAAGGACUUAUUCAUGUCAUAGCAUCGAUCCACAAAUACACUGGCUUCAAAACAUUUCAUACAGGUGUUUGAGAAGGACUCUCAAGGUCGUUGUGUGUAAGAACUUUAUUGGUGACUUCGACCAGUUACAGCUGUUGCAGUAUUUGAUCCGGACCGGGGACCUGUUGGAAAGGGUCGAUGUUUACGUACCAGAUGCAGUCAUGAAGUUAGGGGAAUGGUGGGUUCGUGAUCAAGUCAUGACGUUGGAGAAAACGACGAACCGUGCGAAGAUAAUUCUACACAGCGCUUGA
Eutrema salsugineum is the source of this 1446-nucleotide messenger RNA. RefSeq names its product putative F-box protein At3g29830. NCBI's taxonomy places the organism in Eukaryota, Viridiplantae, Streptophyta, Magnoliopsida, Brassicales, Brassicaceae. The record is from RefSeq and is a predicted model, not a curated record. The transcript has 5 exons. The coding region runs from base 1 to 1446 and encodes 481 amino acids.